AUGCCCAAGCACGGUGCAGUGCAUACUUUCCUUGUAUUUCCUAAUGCACUUGUCACAGAGAAAGAACACGUCGACGAUUUGAAGAACGAGAUCAGUGUUUUGAUGAAAACCAUCUUGACAUUGAACGAGGAAUUGUUUGAGACAAGGCAGGCAAAAAAGUCAUUGAACCAUAAUACAGACAUGUUGCUCAGGGACACGAUAGAGCAAAUGAGGAUAAAGGAAGGACUUUUUAUGGAGGAAUUGAAGAGCAAAGAACAAGAGAAUGCAAGACUUCGUGAGGAACUGAACGUCGAGAGUGGAAGUCUGAGAGGGAUCUUGCAAAGAGGGCUUUCAGUGAGAGAACAAUACAGCCCUGAGGAUAUUGAUGUGCUAUAUCAAACGAUCGAAGAAUUCUCGUGGUGGAGAAGUGUCAGUGAUGAUAGUUUGAUAGACGUGAAGAUGAGACUUGACAAUGCGGCAAGGGACCAUCAAUUUGAAACCGAACACUUGAAGUCUCAAAUUUUGGAUCUUGAAGGACAGCUUGUAAAAAUUUCAGAAACCCUUACCAACGAACAAUUGAAAAUUGCGAAGCUUGAGACUUCACUCUUCGAAUAUGGUUUUUAUAGCAAUGGACAUGUUGAAUCAAAUUACAACAGCAAGCUUGUUUCUGAUCUUGAAGAUAAGGUAUCUCAGCUAAAACUUGGGAUGAGCAGUAUCAAGAAGGGCUUUACUCACAAUGACAUCCAAACCGAUAGUCUCAGCCUGAGGCAGGGAAUGGCUUUGCAGGAUCUGGAAUUCGAAAUUGAUAAGCUCAGAAGGGUAGAAAAAUUUGAUGAGCUCACGUCUAACAAGCAAUCUACGAUUCCAGAUCGUGUGUGGAUGGAUGAGAAAAAAGCUCAUGAAAACACGAAGUGGAAACUGAUUCAAGCAGAAAAAUCUCUAGCUUUGUCUUCGAAGAAGAUAUCUGAAUUGGAAAGUGCCAUCGAAGAGCUCUCGGAGGCGUUCCUGGAGUGGAAAGUCAGUUCGAAUAUGACUAUAACAAGCGACGUCUUGCAGCAAAAGGUACUUAGCCUCGAGGCCGAGAGAGACCGCCUCCUUAAUCUUCACAAUGAUGAUGUGAUGAGGAUCGAACGUCUGGAUUCUUCAUAUAAACGUCUUCAGAGUGAUUAUUUGUCCAAGGAAAGAGAAUUGAAAGGGUCUGUGGACUAUCUCUCAGCUACAAUUCCCGAAUUUGGAUCAUUGAAAGCGAACAACCGCAUCCAAAAACUCAAAAUUCAAGAGAUGUCACAAUUGAUCGCUACCAAGAAUGAAGAGAUCUCUCGUUUGCACCAGGAACUUCAAAGAGCAUAUACCGAAAACGCACAAACAGAGCACAAGCAACAUGAUUCGGUUGACUGGAGCAAAAUACAGAUGGUUUCUGACAAGAAUGCUGAAUCUGAGCUGAUGAUUCAAAACUUGGAAGAGAAGUUGGCGGCUUUUGCUAUGGAGAACAAACAUUUAACCAGCGUAGCAUUCGAAAAAGAGCUGUUAUAUGAACAGAACAGAAAGGAUCUUGAAUUGAGAUUGCUCUCAAGCAAUGAAAGUCAAGCCUUGUUAAAAGGGGAGUUAGAAACGCUUGAAAAGAAACAUGCGUCCGUGUUGAGCAGCUUGUACCUGCUCUCGAACUCAUUGCAAUCUACUCGCGCAAAAUUCUUCAACGUACUGUCUCCCUUGGAUUUUGAGAUAGUGGACACAGCAGACUUCGAGAAGCUCUCGCAGGUUGUUCAAAUCGAAGCCUCGGACCUUGUCUCACUCUCCCUCGACCGUGAGCGAGAGUGCAAAAAUCUCCGCGCCACCAAUGAAAAACUUGAACGUCUGAAUUCAACUUCGAAUGAGAAGUUGAGGCAGGCGAACAGCAAGAUCUCAGCGCUGAGACAGGAGGUCCAAGACUUGCACCAAGAGUUUCUGUCCAUCCUCAACAAGAAGAAAACUGCGCUUGAGGACAACUAUCAUAAGACCAAGAAAGAGCUGGAAGACACUCUCACAAAGAAAUCUGAAGCUGAGGACGAGGCCACCAGACUGCAAUCGGAAUUGAAUGAAAUGGUGGAGGCCAAUGAAGUGUUGAAGCAACAAGUAAGGCUUCUCGAGGACGACCUAGUGAUGAAGUCCAAAUCUCACCUUGAACAGCUGGAACACGAACGUCAGAUGCAUCAGGAUGUGAUAAUGCAGAAACAAGAAGAGUAUGAGAGGCUAUCCGUUGCCUUCGACUCUCUCAAUGAAAUGCAUGACCGAGCACUUGAGAUUCAAGAAAAGACCAGAGUCUUUGCGAUCAAGAAGUCACAACGUUUCUCGUUGCAUCAACAUCUGAUCUUUUGGUUUCACUUCACUUGGAGAUUGGCUCAAAUCAACCACGUUAAGGACAAGAUGUCGUUUUAUUACAGCAUGCACUAUAAAGCAGGGUUUUUCAAACACUGGAAGUCACAUUCCAAGUUCCUUUGCUAUUCCAGGAAAUUGAUUGACAAGCUUGAGAGCAUUCAGUUUACCUCAACGAAAGCAUUUGUUUUCAAAAUGUUUUGGGUUGUCACCCAACAAGAAAAGGCCAGGGAUUCAGUGGAUGCGGCAAACAACAAGGCUUCUCUGAAGGCAAGCCUAGCUUUGGAGGAGAUAUCCACGGCCAAUCAGCACUGUGAAGCCACCAAACAGAGUCUUGCUGAGCUAUCGACAAGAAUGAGAUUCAAGCGCAAGGCACUCAUAGCAUACAGAGAUUGGUUCGCUGAAGUCCUGCGGCAGCGGAGCCUCCGAAACAUUGAGAAGCGAAUAAGCAAGGGAACUUAUCUCAGUCAGGUCCGAAGGUCUUUGCGAAAACUGGAAGAUUACAGUUCAUUCCGAGGACACCUUGAGUCGACCUUUGACAUAUUGGAACGGACUGUACUGAAAAGAGCCAAGACACACACUAUGGAAGCGCUGAAAUUGAGCACGAGGAGAAUCAGGAGCAUGAGGAUCAAGGGCCGGACGUUGAGCGAGCGAGCAAACACGAGGAUCUUAUCGGAAAGCUUCUCCAACUUUAUGUCAAUCUUGACGGAUCGACAAGUUAGCCGAAAGAUCAAAGAAGCAACUUCAUGCAGUGUAGAGUAUCUAGUGGGGGAGAAUGUAGAGUUGCAGCAGCGACUGGAGGCUGCCGAAUCGUCCCUUGCGCAUUCGCAAGCACAAGAGGAGAGGCUCGCAGAGAGGCUUCAAAGAAUCCAGGCGUUGAAAUCGCGAGCAAUACAACAUGGCGUCGAAACCACUCUUUCUUCACUGAAAUUCAAGUAUUUCAGCAAUCUGCGCUUCUCCUGCCUUCGUUCUAGAAUUGUCAACACUUCUGUGUCCGAGAAACAAACAUACUUCCAAUCUUGUUACCUGCAAACAACGCUCAUCAUUUGGUACCUUCAAGCAAGAUACUCCCGUAUGGCUCAAAAAUUCUGUGAAAAGCAAGUUUCGUAUCAGAGAAACCAGAAGAAAUGGCGAACGUUUGAAUAUUUCUGCCUCCUUCUAGAGGGGAAGUCGAUCCGGGACGACAUGACAAAGGCUUGGAUCGACACAACAGAAGAAGCAGAGAACUACAAACAAACCUCAGCUGAGAUGUUUGCGCAACUUGUGGAAGUUCAAAGGCUGCUGGACGAUGAGAAGUCAGCGAGAGAACUGGCAGAGCAGCAGCUGGAACACAGCUUGAGCAUAGGAGAAUCCUUGCAAACAAAUCUGCUCGCCACCGAACAGCAGGCGUCCAGCCACCGAGAAGAAGUCGAGGAGCUGAAGAUGAGGCAGAGCGGUUACGACGUGCGGAUCCAGGAGCUGGAGCGCAAGGUGAGGUGGAGGGAGGCUGGCGGUUGGCUCACGAGGGCACAGGAGGAGCUGCGAGUGCAGAAGGAGGCGAAGAAGACGUUCUACGAGGAGAAGAGCGAGUUGUUGAGGGCCAAGAUCGACUUGGUCAGGCGCAACUGCGAGCUACAGAAGCAGAUCUCCUUCAUCAAGAACGAGAACCAAUUCGUCGAGCUCGAGCUCCGUCGACUGUGGGAGCAGCUGCAGGAAGCUGUAAAGGAGACGCCACACACUCACUUGCACCUGUUCCUGGAUGUCAUGAAUGCUCUCUCCUCUCUGUGUUACUCGCCAUCGCAAGGAGGGGAAAACGACCCAGCGGCGAAGCAGCUCGGCCCUACCCUUGAGCAACCUCGAGGAGGGCGUGACAGCACAGAGGCGUCGCAGGAGCAGCAAGUGGCAGACGAAGGCGAGGGGGACGCGGUAACAGCAGGAUCUGAAGGAGACGAUGCAACUUCAGAACACGAUCGCUGGGGAGGACAAGACCUUGUCAGGCUCGUUUGA
This is a messenger RNA of Guillardia theta CCMP2712, 4317 nucleotides long. RefSeq lists its product as hypothetical. The record is from RefSeq and is a predicted model, not a curated record. The transcript is spliced from 11 exons. Bases 1 to 4317 code for a protein of 1438 amino acids. NCBI's taxonomy places the organism in Eukaryota, Cryptophyceae, Pyrenomonadales, Geminigeraceae.